AUUUUUUUAAUUUAGUUUUUCAAAUCCAUUCUCGCUUCAUAUUAGUUUAUGUAAUGCAUAUGGGUGAUGAUAUCCCAUCAUUUCGUCAACAUGUUUUUAUGUAGCGUAGAAAAAUUAACGCGCGGAUGAUAAGCGAGCCCAUGUUGCGCAUACCCGUGACCGACGUCACCGACAAAAUAUAAGGCUCAAAACGAAUCCGGAAAAUCGCAGGCUUGAUGAAAUAAACAUAAAUCCUGCGUACUUGUCAAAACUGGAACGAAUCAAACCUUAGAGAUGAUCAACUAAGACGUCCAAAUCAUAUUUCAUUGGCUUACUUUUUUGCUUCAAAGUGUGGCUUCCCAGCAAAUGUGUAUUUUCACGAGGGGAAAGUCUUGAGGUUUCCUUGGAAGAAAUAAAGUCCCAGGUGACGAACUGGCGAUUUACCAGCUGGGACAAUCGAUUAUUCAUCCUCUUUUAGGCAAUAGGACUACUUGCCUGUCUGCCCUUGCUUCUGAAAUAAAUAAAUAAAUAAUGAGAUUGGCAGGGCCAAUGCGAGCUGUGGCUGUGCUGCUAUUGCUGGGCCUCACAUGGGUGUUAGCCAGCUCCAUACUCGGAGGGGAUAGCAGCUCAUUGGUCAAACACUUCUUCAGUGGGACAAACGAGGAGCCAACAGCUGGUAUGUGGCAAGAGACCAAACCACGCAGGUACAAGUGCGGUCUGUCGGCUCCAUGUCCUCAGAAACAUCUGGCCUUCCGUCUUGUCUCUGGAGCCGCCAACGUCAUUGGGCCCAAAAUCUGCCUGGAGGAUAAGAUCCUUGUGAGCAGUGUCAAGAACAAUGUUGGCAGAGGACUAAACAUUGCUUUAGUAAAUGGGGUAUCGGGAGAGCUCUUAGACACUAAAUCUUUUGAUAUGUGGGCAGGAGAUGUAACUGACCUGUUGAAGUAUCUACGGCCCCUACAUGAGGGAACACUUGUGUUUGUAGCUUCCUUUGACGAUCCUGCCACAAAGUUGAAUGACGAGGCACGUCGUCUGUUUGAGGAGCUGGGUAGCACAGUAGUGAAGGAGCUCACCUUCAGAGACAGCUGGGUGUUUGUAGGAGCCAAGGGAAUCGAGAACAAGAGUCCUUUCGAACAGCGUAUGAAGAACAGUAAGAGCAGUAACAAGUAUGAAGGCUGGCCGGAGUCUCUCGAAAUGGACGGCUGUAUCCCCCUCCGUGCCCCCUUAGAGAAUUAAACACUCUCUGCAGGUACAUGUAUCCCUUCCUCCACUCUCUCCUAAUGAGUGCACACUCGUCAUCAUGGAUUUAACGAUGGUGGGACCCCUCCAGCCAAUGCUUAGGCCCGACACCGAUCCAAUGCUUUUAAUAACUGGGAGUGUGCAAGACAAGUGCACAUUUUGGGAGAUGGGUGGAGUGUUGGAAUGCAGACCGUUUCUAAGGACUAGCACCUUUUGAGACCCAAUGUUUCUCUGGUUCUAAGGUUAGCAGCACAUAUCUAUUUGAGAAACUGUUGCAGCAGAAGCAUGGACGGUGAUUGUUUGACUUCCUCGAUUUCCAGGCUUCGUCGCGUUCAUUCUGAUUAGUGAGACUUGGGAUGGACUGGGACCAGAAUUAUAUAUAUAUAUUUUUUCAUUGAGGCCCCUGUUAUUAGCCAAACAAUGAUCAUUUUGUGCAAAAACAACAAUUUAACCGGCCGACUGGUCUUAAGAUGAACCAGCCCAUCUGGCAUUUGUCAGAACUGCCCUAUGGCCAGUCUGCCCCUGAUGAGACUCAGGAGUAUGGUAUUGGUAAUGUAAGACAACAGUUAAGUUGGACAAAAAAAUGCUCUGUUACAAAAUCAUGGAACUACAGGCUCCUACAAUACUUUUUCUGUUUUUGGUCAAGUAACACAUGCUGCAAAGGACAUCCAUUGAUUGAUUGGAAUCUCACUGUGACGAUGCUGGAGCUCAAUAGGCUAGCUUGACUGAUGGUUGAAGCAACUGUUUGCACUUGACAUCUGAACUUGGCAUUUAUUUCAUCAUUUGAGGCCUAAUAACUUUGCUGAAAUAACAGGUGACCACAGAUAGAGGAAAGGGAUAUUUCAGAGACCAAAUGUUUGAUGACCAAAUGCAUAGAAGUGGAAAAAGGUCUAAAAAAAAUAAAUGUAAAUGCUUGAUAGAAAUGAAUAAGUGAAACAAGUAAUGUCUGUUUAAAAAAAGAAGAGGCCAGAGAACACUGCCUAUCUGAAUGGACAUUGACCAGAAUACAAUUUAGGUAUAAUAGAUAGUAAGUAGGUUAUGAGCAUUAUGUUAUUGCUGGCUGUUCUAAGAUCUGUUUUGUGCUAAAUUAAGAUUAAAAUGCAUUCAUAUUUUGUACCCUAGGUUUAAUAUAGAAAAUUAACGAUUUCAAUUAAGUUGUGGCUGUCUGCUAUAGUGCCAACUCCUUGUCAUGUCAAACAUUUGGCUUGACAAUGGGCAAGUGCAAUUGAGUUGCAAGGGGCACAAACACAUCUGGGACCAGGCUAAAGUGCUGAAAAUUCCCACCUUUUAUAGAUAACUUUCUGUGCAGCAAUCAUUGUUUGUUUAGCAAAUGUAUACAGUGUGUUUGAGUAAUCUUGUGUAUUUGACGUGGAAUAGAACUAGCCUAGUUUAGAAUCCUAAAGAAACUUGUUUUUACACCUCGUAGGCUAUAUUCAUGAAUUGUACACUAGAGUGAUGAUAUUAGUGCCUAAGAUAAAUAUUCUCUUUUGAAAUUGUACUGUUAGGUAACAACACUUUCCACGUGUCUCAGGCCUUGUCUUUAUUUUGUUAUUUGUGUAACUUUAUUUGCAUUUUCAAAGACAAUCUCUUUCCCUGGAAAAAGUUUGAUAUUUAGAAUACACUGAAAGAAAAGAAGCGAAGCAUAAUGUUUUAGGUUUUGGUCCAGAAAUAGACAAAGUGCUAUGAAACCAAGUGUACUGUAGAAUUCUUAAUAUUCAUUUUUGUGACAAACUAUUUUGUAAGUUAUUAAAAGAUCUCAAUAUUUUCUGUGUGCUGUGCGGUUUAGCCUGAGUGCCAGUCUGUGCUAUCAUGCCAAAUCCUUGUCAAUGAUUGUCAUGGCUUGGCAAUGGAGUUGGCAAGAGCACAUACAGAUCUGGGACCAGGUUAGCUGUGGGUCAGUACAUUAAAAUACUACCUAGAGUGUAUUUUAUAGGCAAUCCUUUUGUGAAGUAUGAGUGCAUGUAAAGUAUGUAUUUGGCAAUUACUGUCAUGCCUUAUGGGUUGAUGUAAGACGAUAUGAAAGAUUGAAUAAGCUCAUGUCAGCUGAACUUAAAGAAGAUCAGAUCGUAUGUAUCAAGUGUUGCGGAGUAGGAGUGCUGAUCUAGGAUCAGGUUCCCCUUGUCUAUGUUGGUCCUAGAGCAGCACUCAUACUCUUUAGACACAUAACACAUACAGUACAGCCCCUGGUCCUUCCUGUCCAUGUAAUCUUGUGAAUUAUGCUUAAAAAAUAAAUCGAUCAGGACUCAGACGCUUGAUACAUGCAGCAACCCUAGACCUGUGGGAAAUUGUUCAUGUAUAAUGCCGCAUCAUGCUUCAGUCUUGCACUGUGCAGCGACAGCGGUCAUUUCAUUAGUACACCAGGGGGCGCCAAAAUACUUGUUCAUUUUGCACUUGAGCCUCUUUAUAGAUGGGUUGGUUGUUUAGCAACAAAACCAACGCGUGCGCAACUAUGGGACAAAAGACGGUUGUCUUAGAUAUAUGUAAACUAUAUUUCGUAUCCAAUGUUUGAAAUUAACUUGCACUUGUCUCUCAAAUAAAUCGUUACAGUUGGUUGAA
This is a messenger RNA of Oncorhynchus nerka (sockeye salmon), 3771 nucleotides long. RefSeq names its product protein FAM3A-like. The record is from RefSeq and is a predicted model, not a curated record. NCBI's taxonomy places the organism in Eukaryota, Metazoa, Chordata, Actinopteri, Salmoniformes, Salmonidae. The transcript has 10 exons. The coding region runs from base 511 to 1212 and encodes 233 amino acids.